Frieseomelitta varia is the source of this 2598-nucleotide messenger RNA. RefSeq names its product signal recognition particle receptor subunit alpha homolog (gene SrpRalpha). The transcript has 8 exons. Gene Ontology annotation, biological process: SRP-dependent cotranslational protein targeting to membrane. Gene Ontology annotation, molecular function: GTPase activity; signal recognition particle binding; ATP hydrolysis activity. The record is from RefSeq and is a predicted model, not a curated record. Gene Ontology annotation, cellular component: endoplasmic reticulum membrane; signal recognition particle receptor complex. NCBI's taxonomy places the organism in Eukaryota, Metazoa, Arthropoda, Insecta, Hymenoptera, Apidae. Bases 120 to 2030 code for a protein of 636 amino acids.
CUUUUAUUCUAAGGUUUGUUGCAGUAUCUGACGUGUACAAAAAUUAAAGUGCAUGAUCAUCAGUAGGUUAGGUCGCAAUAUUAAUCAAACAUUUUUUUAUUAUUAAGAAUCGUACAAUCAUGCUCGAUUUAUUUACUAUAUUCAGUAAAGGUGGUAUUGUUCUAUGGUGUUUUCAAAGCACCUCGCAAAUAUUUGCACCCAGUGUUAAUGCGUUAAUACGAAGUGUCAUAUUGCAAGAACGUACGGGAAACCAUACAUUUGAAUACGAUUCCUUACGCUUACAGUACAAACUUGAUAAUGAAUUUGAGCUGGUGUUUGUUGUUGCAUAUCAAAAGAUACUACAAUUAUCGUAUGUAGACAAAUUUUUAAAUGACAUCCAUUUAGAAUUCAGAGAUAGAUUCAAAAAUGAAUUGGAGAACUCUAAAUGGUUUUAUAACUUUGAAUUUCAAAAUAAUUACGAGCAAGUGCUUGCUAUGGCUGAACAAUGGGCAAGGACACAGGCUAAGAUACCUAAACAAAUGCGUACCUUCGAUGAAAGUCAAAAAUCAAAGAAGACUGUUGCUAGUAUGAUUGAACGGAAAGAUGAUAAAGAUAAUAAAAAACAGGUAUGGAAAUGGGGGUCUUCGCUUUUAGGUAAAAGGAAGAAGGGAGUUAAUACUAAUAAAGAUGAUCAAAUGAAAAUUCAAGAGGUACCAAAACAGGAUUUAUCACACAAUCAAAUAAAUCAUAACGGAGAAAUAAAUGAAGAAGUUUUAAUUGCAAAUCGUAUGAAAUUGGCACAAAAAAUGAAUAAUCAAAAGAAGAAAGUUGAUAAGCAAAAAGGUCAAAAACCCGAGAAAGCUGGCAAGAAACCUCGUGUAUGGGAAUUAGGUGGGACCAUCAAAGAUCUUGCUGCUUUGGAACGCACCAAAGAUAAACCAGAAGAAAGUGGUGAUUAUGUGGCAGCUGAUAAAACAUUAGUGGGCCAAAUGAAAGGCGGUAUUCGUGAUAUAGUAGUUGAAAGUGACUCUGAGGAUGAGUCUGACGAAGAAAUGGAAAAUUCCAAGCCACAAGUACAAAAGAAAACCAACAGCAUGUUUUCAAUGUUUAAAAGUUUGGUUGGUAACAAAUCGUUGAAACGUGAAGACAUGGCUCCGGUUUUAGAAAAAUUGAAGGAUCAUUUGAUUUCAAAAAACGUAGCAGCCGAAAUUGCUCAAAAAUUAUGCGAUUCUGUUGGUGUGAAGCUUGAAGGAAAAGUGCUUGGUACAUUUGACAGUGUAGCUAAUACCGUCAAAGCCACGUUGACCGACGCGUUGGUACAAAUAUUGUCCCCAAAGAGACGUGUGGACAUUCUGCGAGAUGCAAUGGAAGCAAAAAAGAACAGUAGACCUUACGUUAUGACCUUUUGCGGUGUGAAUGGAGUGGGAAAAUCAACAAAUCUAGCGAAAAUUUGUUUUUGGCUUAUAGAGAAUAAUUUUCGCGUGCUAAUUGCAGCAUGUGAUACAUUUAGAGCUGGUGCAGUUGAGCAAUUGAGAACACAUAUGCGCCAUUUGAAUGCUCUUCAUCCACCGGAGAAACAUGGAAAUCAAACUAUGGUUCAAUUGUACGAAAAAGGUUAUGGAAAAGAUGCUGCUGGUAUUGCCAUGGAAGCGAUCCGUUUCGCUAAGGACUCGAAAAUCGAUGUGGUUUUAGUGGACACUGCAGGCAGGAUGCAAGAUAACGAACCGUUAAUGAGAGCCUUGACUAAGUUGAUUAAAGUAAACGAACCAGAUCUCGUACUUUUUGUUGGUGAAGCUCUUGUUGGAAACGAAGCUGUUGAUCAAUUGGUGAAAUUCAAUCAAGCACUAGCCGAUCAUAGUCAGUCCAACAAUCCUCAUAUCAUUGAUGGCAUUGUGUUAACUAAAUUUGAUACAAUCGAUGAUAAGGUAGGCGCGGCGAUUUCUAUGACCUAUAUUACCGGACAACCUAUCGUUUUCAUUGGGACAGGGCAAACUUAUACCGAUUUGAAAUCAUUAAACGCAAAAGUGGUGGUACAUGCGUUAAUGAAGUAAUUGUUGAUUUGAAUACUAAAAGACGAUAUUAAACUUAUUACAUAAAAAAAAAUAAUUAAAAUUUCGAUGGAUUGUUAUUGACAAUUUUAAGGAAUGAAUUAUCUCUAUUACCAUUAUUAUUAUAAUUAUAUACAAAAAGUUUAGCAAGAAUAAUAUAUUAUCAUGUUUAAAUAUGCAUUAUUUCUGAUCGAUCUAUAGUGCUUUUACAAUAAUUAUUUUAAUACGCUAGACGAUCCGAUAAAUACUGCUAUUCCUAGAAACGCUCGCCCUUAUAAAUGAUUUACCGUAAAAAUUUAUAGAAUAUUCUAAAAAAUAUAAAUAAUGCAAUUAAAAGAAAGAAAAUGGAAUACCAUACAUUUUUUGUAUGCUUCGCUUUUCUUUCCAUAAUUGUUUCAUUUUACGUGGUCCGUUUUCUGUAAUAUUGAUUUCUCUAGUCCACUUUUUGAUACCUGUUGAAUAUGUAUGAAAUAACCGACUGUGUAUUGUUGCAUCAGUCGAAUACGCGUCAAAUACGCGUCGAAUACGAUGUUUAACAAAUUGUUUAAUAAAUUUUACAAAUUUUUCUAGG